AGCGGCUGAGCGGGGGAGCGCCCGCGCCCGGGGCGUCGGGAUGAGCCUCCUCCUCCUCCUCCUCUGGCUAGUGUCCUACUAUGUUGGAACCUUGGGGACUCACACUGAGAUCAAGAGAGUGGCAGAGGAAAGGGUCACCUUGCCCUGUCACCAUCAGCUGGGGCUUCCGGAAAAAGACACGCUGGAUAUCGAAUGGCUGCUCACCGACAACGAAGGGAACCAAAAAGUGGUGAUCACUUACUCCAGUCAUCAUGUCUACAGUAACUUGACUGAGGAACAGAAGGGCCGAGUGGCCUUUGCUUCCAAUUUCCUGGCAGGAGAUGCUUCCCUACAGAUUGAGCCUCUGAAGCCCAGUGAUGAGGGCCGGUACACCUGCAAGGUGAAGAAUUCAGGGCGCUAUGUGUGGAGCCACGUCACCUUAAAAGUCUUAGUGAGACCAUCAAAGCCCAAGUGUGAGUUGGAAGGAGAGCUGACGGAAGGAAGUGACCUGACUCUGCAGUGUGAGUCAGCCUCUGGCACAAAGCCCAUCGUGUAUGACUGGCAGCGAGUUCGGGAGAAGGAGGGAGAGGAUGAGCAUCUCCCUCCCAGGUCCAGGAUUGACUACAAUAACCCUGGACGCGUUCUGCUGCAGAAUCUCACCAUGUCCUCCUCUGGGCUCUACCAGUGCACAGCAGGCAACGAGGCCGGGAAGGAAAGCUGUGUGGUGCGAGUGACUGUACAGCAUGUACAAAGCAUCGGCAUGAUUGCAGGAGCGGUGACAGGCAUGGUGGCUGGAGCCCUGCUGACAUUCCUCCUGGUAUGGCUGCUAAUCCGAAGGAAAGACAAAGAGAGAUAUGAGGAAGAAGAGAGACCUAAUGAAAUUCGAGAAGAUGCGGAAGCCCCGAAAGCCCGCCUGGUGAAACCUAGCUCCUCUUCCUCAGGCUCUCGAAGCUCACGCUCUGGUUCUUCCUCCACUCGCUCCACAGCAAACAGUGCCUCACGCAGCCAGCGGACGCUGUCGACGGAAGCAGCACCCCAGCCGGGGCUGGCCACCCAUGCAUACAGCCUGGUGGGGCCAGCGGGGAGAGGUUCUGAACCAAAGAAAGUCCACCAUGCUACCCUGACCAAAGGAACCACACCCGGCAUGAUCCCCAGCCAGAGCAGAGCCUUGCAAACCGUCUGAAUUAGAGUGGACUUGACUCCCGUGCUUUCCUAGGAGUCAGGAUCUUAGGACUCUUCUAGUCAUUGAAGCUCAGUCACCAGCCACACAACCCCCUGGAACCAGAUGACCGGUCAUUUAAGUAGCGGUGAGCAUUGCGUGGAAUGGAUCGAAAUGAGUGCUUUCUUUCUAGGACACCGAACAAGAAAAAGGAUGUAAACUGCUCAUCUCCAAAAAGGCAUCUCGUGGUGCCUUGAGACCAGAGUGGGGAAAAGCGGGGGUCCAACUCUGUGUGUUUGUUGGCCAGGACCUGUGGUGGAAAAAGUUGGGGAAAGGGGAACUGAACACACUUAAAACUUCUCACCGGAAAUGUUUUGUAUCAAUACUUUGAUUCACCAUAGUCAAGGGGAAAUGAGGUGGUGUUCAUAAAUUUUCUAUGCAUUUCUGCAAAUCUACUGGAUUAUUGUGAUUAUUCAGAGUCAAGGGGAACCCACAGCCUUAUAUUACACCUAGCUGCACCAGGUACUGGGCAUAUCACUUCUGAGAAAUUUCAAAGAAGGAAGUAACGUUUCUUCUGACCUGACUUCAUUUACCAUAAGGUUUGGAUGUUAAUUUCACAAGGCGCCGAACUAGUGGGCGGUGCCAGUUUUCCCACUCUAUCCACUACUAAUCUCCCUACUUCUAGUGAACAGUAAGAGAACUAAGAGAGGAAUCCAAAACGUGUGACCAGGGACUGCAGAAAACUUUCCACCUUAAUCAUGUUCAGAGGGUCACUGACAGAUAUCAGAAAUCUAUACUGGAACAAUUGUGGACUUUCCCUCAAAUCUGAUGUCUCUAAGGACUUUCCUGCUGGAUAUCUCUGGAGCAAGAAAACAUUCACUAUGUGUCAUUUGACAAUGUUCUCAGAAGUCUUCUAGAGAAAAAGAGCUCGUUCAGAGAUGCUGAAAGAUCAUGUGACAUAUCCUUGCAUUCUCUUCUGAGAACAUAUGAAAUCAGAAUUUCAAGAUUGACUAUGACUAGAAAGGGAGCUUAGAUCGGUUUUCUCUUCAUAUUCCGUAACAUGUCAAGGAGCGGUAUAAAGAAGUUUACUAUUAUACCAAACUUGGAGCUUCCUCCAUUUCUUUGCAUUUUAGGACAAGGACGUGAACCUGGGACUUUUGAUAAUUCUAAGCCUUAAAUUAUCAAAAAGAUCAAGGAUUACCGUUUCCUAAUGGCAUUGCAAGUACAUCAUUACCAUUCUCUCCUGAGAGGGUGACACAGAAUUUCGGUAAUUUCCCAGCCUAGCCUCUGAGGAAGUCCAGGUGUGGGCUGGAAGGAAAGGGAAUUAUAUUUAAGGAAGAGCUGGUGAGGAUAACUAGUGGGUGGCAGGACAGGGCUGGAUUAGUGACUGCUAACAUUUGAACUGUUACCCUCCUGGAAACAACAGAAAUGAUUCACCAGGAUAACCAUCAGAAGAGUUGAUUCAUGGGGGAAAAAAAAAGGUGUGUGAAAAAUAAAAAGGAAGCAGCAGCCUCCAGUACAAGAACUUGCCUUUUUAAUCCUUUUGACUGUUCUGUUAAUCAAAACGGACCAACUAUUCUGUUAGUCUGAUCAUGUGGCAAGAGUGGGAGACCUGAAACCACCCUGCAAGGACCCCAGUGCAGAUGUCACCAGAUCACCGUUGGUAUUGCAAAAUAUUUAUUAUUAAAAGGGCAGCAGGUUGCAGGGAAGAAAAAAAUCAUGCGGAAUUUGGAGAUGACAGCAUGGUUUCUAAAAUGGGAAUCAGAUGCUUAAAGAGAAAUGGUGGAUCUGAGAUUUUGCCCCAUUUCUGUUUUUUCACGUCUGUGUUUCUCACAAUAGAGCCCUCAGAUAUUGCAAAUGCAUUUCCUUCUAAGGUUCUUUAAGAAACUGGGGUUGAUCCCUGGGUGAAAAUUGUAAUCUGAGUUUUAUCUUCCUCUUUAAAAAAAGGUGGGAAAUAGGAGACAUUGAGGAAGUAAUGUAAAGAAUGUCUACUAAUUUAAGAAGGCUGGCAUAUUUGGAAUGCUUCUUAUACUAACACUGCCUCAUUGUAAGAUAUUAACUCCCUUCCUUACUCUACUUUUUUAUUCCUCUGGUAGUGUGAUAACAUAUCACUUCUGCUAUGUGAUUCUGAGAAUUCUUAUUCCUACAGUACCUGAGCCAAACAAGUACACUACGGAGGCUGUGGCUGUACCAUCACAAGCAAUUUGUUCUUAUCAUUAUUUCUACCUUUGAACCUAAGGUUUCCUGCCUAUGCCUUUGAAAGCAGGAAUCAGUCCCCUUUGCAUGAUAUGGAGAUUUAGAUUAUUUAAGCCUGUUAGUUAUUAAAAGACAAAUACCAGUUGGAUAUCCAGAUUAUUUUGGAAAUCUAUUCAUAGUGGAAAUCUACAAAAAAAAAAAAAAAA
Lynx canadensis (Canada lynx) is the source of this 3540-nucleotide messenger RNA. RefSeq names its product CXADR like membrane protein (gene CLMP). NCBI's taxonomy places the organism in Eukaryota, Metazoa, Chordata, Mammalia, Carnivora, Felidae. Gene Ontology annotation, cellular component: membrane; cell surface; cytoplasmic microtubule. The record is from RefSeq and is a predicted model, not a curated record.